AUGGAUUAUGAUAGAUGGUCUGGACCUUCAGGCGUACCUAAAGCUUAUUUUGAUGAUUGCUUUGAAACAAUUUUAAAGUUGUUAGAAAAUGGGAAGCUACCAAGUCGUGGACAAUUAUAUAUUGAAACUCAUAAAAGGAAAGAUGGAUCAUUUGUAAAUGAAGCAGCAAAGACUAUAGCGGAACAAAUUGAAGUAGGAUUGACUCAAAGCAUAGUUGAUGAAUCUGAAGUUUCUCCUCUUGAUGCUGUUGGUAGAGUGUUAGGGUUAGAGCACUCUGGGAGAGUGCGAUGCAUGGGAUUAGGAGCUGUUCCUUCUAAUACAUUCAGGAACACAAGACUUCGAGCUUCUAGUCUGAGCUCUUCUUCAUUUGGUGUUGCCUUUCCAUCUUCAAACCAAUGGCAAGAGAAAUACAACAAUUUAGAAUAA
Molecule: messenger RNA, 426 nt
Organism: Glycine soja
Lineage: Eukaryota; Viridiplantae; Streptophyta; Magnoliopsida; Fabales; Fabaceae
Exons: 3
Coding region: 1-426 (141 amino acids)
Source: RefSeq, a predicted model, not a curated record